CGUCGUCACACUGCUGAUAAACUCGCACAACAUUUAUCUGGAUAUUUCAAUCAUCCUUGGACACACAAUGUGCAGAGGACUAGCAGCACUGCCAAAUAACUGCCUGGAAAGGGCUAAAGGGUUAAAAGCACGCAUGAGCAGCUUUCUGCAGAAGCAUGACUGGAAGAUUCUGUGCUAUGCUUACAAGCUUAGAAAACCAAGACUGACCUUGGAGGAAUGCUUGAUGUGGAAGGAGUCUUUUGAAAAUCUGUUAUGUAGCAAACAUGGACUGUAUGCCUUUAGAGCUUUCCUGGUGUCUGAAUUUAGCGAGGAGAACAUCGCCUUCUACCUGGCUUGCAAGGAUUACAAAAACACAAAGUCCGAACCCAAACUACACGCCAAAGCUCAGAGGAUUUACAAUGAGUUCAUUGGAAGUAAAGCUCCAAGAGAGGUGAACAUAGACCACGAGACUCGAGACAUUACCCAAGCCAACGUCAAAUACCCUACAGCAACCUCCUUCGAUCAAGCACAGUAUCUGAUCUACAUCCUCAUGGAAAAGGACUGCUACCCACGAUUCCUGCGCUCCAGUGCUUACCGUGACCUGGUGAGCCAGCUAACCAAAAAGAAAGCCAAAGCUGCUACCAAAAAAGCCUGAGCAGCUUAGAAGCUAAAGGGAAAAAAAGAUGAAAUGCUGAAACUCUAAUGGACAGGAGUCCAGCCCUUUUUUUAGAUGGCCCCUGUGCUGUUCCUGAUUUAGGAAAGCAGGACUGUGAUUGGGGAAGAAGUAAAAGAAGAUGGUGGCUUCUGACCAUAAAUCGUAGCAGCCUAGAUUGGGAGAAGACUUUCACAUUGUGUCCUGUUAUUAGGAAGAAAGAGAAAGCCAUGGAUAAGGACUUUGGUAGCACCGCCACCAUUACCACAAGAAACAUUCCAGGAGCAAUCAUCAACAUUUUGGAUAUGCAAACAAGCAUAAGCCCAUUAAAUAUUUUGUAUUUUGUAUACACUCACAUCCCGAUAAGAAGGCGAAUUCAAUGCCGAUUAUUUAUUUAUUACUGAUGCAUUUAUUUAUUGAUCUUCAAUCUAAUAAAACUGUAUUUCAUAAAAAAAAAAAAUCUGAGGAUGUGUGCAAUGUUUUUUGUUGUGUUGUUGUUGAAUGGCUGUACUUUCUGAAGUGAUGAUGUAAAUAAAUAUGUACAUACAGA
Molecule: messenger RNA, 1181 nt
Organism: Silurus meridionalis
Lineage: Eukaryota; Metazoa; Chordata; Actinopteri; Siluriformes; Siluridae
Gene: rgs16
Product: regulator of G protein signaling 16
Exons: 5
Coding region: 68-634 (188 amino acids)
Source: RefSeq, a predicted model, not a curated record